This is a messenger RNA of Salvia miltiorrhiza (redroot sage), 724 nucleotides long. Its product is annotated as LOB domain-containing protein 4-like. The record is from RefSeq and is a predicted model, not a curated record. Bases 1 to 507 code for a protein of 168 amino acids. Lineage: Eukaryota; Viridiplantae; Streptophyta; Magnoliopsida; Lamiales; Lamiaceae. The transcript has 2 exons.
AUGGAGUCUAACAGCAAAAGCACCAUGCCUUGUGCAGCAUGCAAGCAUCUCCGGCGACGCUGCACCGAGGACUGCCUCUUCCUCCCCUAUUUCCCUGCGGCCGAGCCGGAAAAAUUCAUGGCCGUUCACCGCGUCUUUGGUGCCAGUAACAUCAGUAAAAUGCUGCAAGAUGUUCCUGUCACUGAUAGAGGAGAUGCUGCUGCCAGCUUGGUCUAUGAGGCCACAGCAAGGCUUCAGCAGCCCGUCUACGGCUGCGUCGCCCUGAUCGCGUCUCUACAAAAGCGUGUUUUCCAGCUGCAAUCCGAGUUGGAUGAAGUUUCUGCAACAACAAUGAGGCUCAGAACUCAACUAUCGAGUGCGUUGUCUUUCAUAGUCUCAUCACCGCAGAGUCCACCAUUAGCUUGCGCUGCAGAAGAGGGGAGCAGUCAUGAGCAUAACAAGCAGCUCCAGCAGUGUCAAUAUGGCUAUUCCUAUCCUCAAAUGAAAGACUACUACACUGAGCUGUGAAGAGCACUGACCUGUAUUCCAAGGCUGUGAUUCUUUGUCAUUUUCAUUGUGGAACGAUGAUGAGAAGCAUCAGGUUUCGCAUGCUGCAGAAGUGUGGUCUGCAAGCCAUGCUUCCAACCAUGCUCGUUUUUGUUCUCACAAAUCCAAGCAACAAUGUACAUGGUGUCUAAAGUAAACAUUAUAAAACACAAAUACAAGUAUCUACAUUGCAUCUACA